This is a messenger RNA of Aspergillus calidoustus, 1530 nucleotides long. NCBI's taxonomy places the organism in Eukaryota, Fungi, Ascomycota, Eurotiomycetes, Eurotiales, Aspergillaceae. The record is from the annotation of a GenBank genome assembly.
CACCGAUUUCUGCACCAAAUGAGCCGCAUCUCUGUGCUCUGCCCACCGCAUAUCCCAUGGCCACGCAGACUAUGCACUUGGCCUGUGAGCCCUGUCGAUUCAGCAAGCGGAAAUGUGACAGAGUGAUCCCUGCAUGUGGUCGCUGCACACGAGUUGUCCGCGUCUGUUAUUACGAUUUGCAACGCGUACCUGCCAGGCUCGCCCACUGGUCAUCGGAGCCUGAUCGAACGAUACCGGACUGCGUUAAUACCCUGUCGCCUAGGCUGCAGAGCAGAUGCCCGAUCCCUUUCCGGUGGUAUAUGCCGCGUCUCUUAAAACACUACAACGAGAGCAUAGAAAGUUCUAGGGUGGAGUCGAACUGUAAAAGCGCAGCGUACAAGCUACAGUCGGUUUGGUUCCAGCACGCGCUAAACGAUCAGUGCUUAUUCCAUGUGACGCUGUACAUCGGAUCCUCGUACUUCGACAUCAAAACCGGGAACACGCCAAGCACAAUCACACUCCACCACCAAAAUGAAGUCAUCCGCAUUAUCAAUGAGCGGCUUUCGCAUCCCGUCGAGGCCCUCGACGACUGUACCGUUGCAGCCGUUGCUCUUCUGGCGCUGUUUUCGAGCCUCAGCAGCGAUCAAGCUGCAUCACAGGUUCAUACAGCCGGCCUCCGAAGGUUGAUUAGGCUCAAGGGGGAACAGGGACACAACGGACAAGCAGGCCUCGAUGGCCUGCUAGCGACCUUGAUCCAGAUGAACGACGUGGUCCAGAGCAUUAUAUUCGGGCCCGGAGAUUCAGACACGCUCCUCCCGCAGGGAUAUCACGUCGUGCCGCCACUCGGCCUCGAGUGCCGGGUUAUGGAGUACCGCGCCCUGCCAUACCGGCUCAUAGAAUCAUCGGAGCGGCUCUCCCCAAUGUCCUCCACACUUAGCGACUCCACCAUGAACCUCUUCCGCGAGAUCUACGCCUUCAAGAUUGAGAUCUCCCGCCUCGGAAACGCGACCGCAUACGCUCGGAGGCUUGCAUUGCGCGGGAGACGCCAAGAAAUACACCCCCCAGCAUCCCUUCUCAGCGACGACGACCCCAUACACUGCUGCUGCGUCCUGGCAGCGUCUAUAUUCUGGCUGUUAAUGGAAGCCCACUAUCAUUCCGAGGUCGAUGCCGAGAUCCUCUCCGCAGAAUCCGUAGCAGAAACGCUGGAUCGAAGCACUCGGCAGCUCAAGACUGCCCUUUCCCUUGUAGACGCUACCGCAUGGCUGAAAUCGAACCCCAUCGCGUACUGCUGGGUAUGCAUGGUCGGGGCGGCGGUCGCGCGCAGUACCAGCGUGCGCGUUUGGUUCUGGGUCAGACAGGCGGCUGUCUUGAGGAUUCUAACUGCCGUGGAUGAUUCUACUUUCUUGGAUGAUCUGUGGGUGCAUGUCGUUUGGCUUCGGAGGCUGGCUGCGGCUGUUAUUUCGUAAGAUGUAAAGUUUAUGCUGAUUGAGACUAUGAGAGCUACCCCCAAAGAUCUCGUAGGUAUAUUCAAUACCAAUCUUCCUCUUAUUA